CCAAAUAAACAGUUAUGUUGCCCUUAUCUGUGUCCACAAAUUCUCACAUCAAACUUCUCUAAUCAGCCACUGACUUGGUAGUUUGUUUUCCUUCACAACCAUGGACAUUGCUCUCCAAAACCUUCUCUCACUACCAAUCUUACCCUUGUUCCUCAUCUUGUUCACAGUGUUUACCAUAUUCUGGAGAACAAAAACCAAGUCUUCAAACUCCAAGUUACCACCAGGACCACCAAAACUACCCCUUAUAGGAAACUUGCACCAGCUUGGAGCAAUGCCUCAUCACGGCCUGGCAAAACUUUCACACCAAUUUGGCCCUCUCAUGCACAUAAAACUUGGUGCACUUUCCACCGUAGUGGUGUCUUCCCCUGAAAUGGCCAAGGAAGUGAUGAAGACACAUGACAUCGCUUUUGCAAAUAGGCCUUAUCUUCUUGCAGCAGAUGUUAUAUCCUAUGGCUCCAAGGGUAUCAGUUUUUCCCCUUAUGGCGGUUACUGGAGGCAGAUGAGAAAAAUUUGCACCUUUGAGCUACUAACUCCAAAGCGUGUUGAAUCAUUCAAAGCAAUUAGGGAUGAGGAGGCAUCAAAGCUUGUUAAAGAGGUGGGUUUGAGAGAAGGGUCAUCUAUGAAUCUCAGUAAGAUGAUCAAUUCAUGCUCUUAUGGAUUGACAUCAAGUGUAGCUUUUGGAGGUAAAUCCAAUGAUCAAGAAGCUUUCAUAGCUGUUAUGAAAGAUGUGUUAAAAGUUGUUGCUGGUUUUUCUCUGGCUGACUUGUAUCCUAUUAAAGUGCUUCCAGUUUUGACUGGAUUAAGGUCCAGAGUUGAGAAGUUACAUCAAGAAGUAGAUAGGAUCCUAGAGAAAAUUGUGAGAGAUCACAGGGUAACAAAGGAAACCAAUGAAAAAGAAGGAGAGGAUCUUGUUGAUGUUCUGCUAAAGCUUCAGAAACAGAACAACCUUGAGCAUCCUCUAUCUGACAACGUUAUCAAAGCAACCAUUUUGGAUAUCUUCAGUGCUGGAAGUGGUACUUCAGCUAAAACCAUAGAUUGGGCCAUGUCAGAACUUGUCAAAAAUCCAAAGGUGAUGGAGAAAGCACAAUCUGAGAUAAGAAGGGUGUUUGGUGAAAAGGGGCAUGUAGAUGAAGCUAACCUCCAUGAAGUGAAGUACUUAAAGUCAAUAAUCAAAGAAACACUGCGACUACACCCUCCUGUUCCAUUAUUACUACCAAGAGAGUGCAGUGAGAGAUGUGAAAUCAAUGGGUAUGAAAUAGAAGCUAAGAGCAAGGUUAUUGUUAAUACUUGGGCUAUUGGAAGGGAUCCAAACUAUUGGAGUGAUGCUGAGAAGUUUUUUCCAGAAAGGUUUCUUGAUUGUUCAGUUGAUUACAAAGGUGCAGAUUUUCAGUUUAUUCCAUUUGGUGCUGGAAAAAGAAUGUGCCCUGGAAUCACUUUUGGCAUUGCCAAUGUUGAACUGUUGCUAGCAAAUUUACUUUUCCAUUUUGAUUGGAAGAUGCCUAAUGGGAAUAAGUGUGAAGAGCUUGACAUGACUGAAUCAUUUGGUUUGUCUGUUAGAAGAAAACAAGAUUUGUAUUUGAUUCCUUACAUUUGGCAUUCAUUUUGCUAAUUAAAAUCAUUGAGUAAGGAACACUUGUGUAUAUGCUCUCAUUCAUUGGAUCUGAAAUCACUACUUUUUGGUGAAAAUGGAAGAAAGAUCGAAGAAUGAAGAUGCAUAAACUGCAGUUCAACAAUUGUAUCAGUGACUGAUGAGAGAAUGAAAGAAAAAUACUUGUUUAUUGUUCAA
Molecule: messenger RNA, 1786 nt
Organism: Vigna unguiculata (cowpea)
Lineage: Eukaryota; Viridiplantae; Streptophyta; Magnoliopsida; Fabales; Fabaceae
Product: cytochrome P450 71D9-like
Molecular function (GO): monooxygenase activity; oxidoreductase activity, acting on paired donors, with incorporation or reduction of molecular oxygen; heme binding
Source: RefSeq, a predicted model, not a curated record